CUAAAACCCCACCUAUAUAAUACUCCGUAUAAUUUGAGGGGAGGGAGUUGGGGGUGAGCAGGGAAAUAAUCUGGGGAAGAGACUCAAUGAUCGUGGAACAGCAACAGGAGAGCUCGGAGGUCAAAUUGGGUUUCACCUACUAGAGAGGGUUGCAGCAGUUUGAAUACGGUUCAUAAUGAUGGCUCCUUCCAGGUAUAUGAUUUUUUUGUUAAUUCCUAUUUUUGUAAGUAUUCUACAAGAUUAUAUAUCUAAUUUACCUAUAUUUUGCAGCAUUUGCUUAGAAUUUGUACUUAUUAUACCAUUGGCGAUCUAUGAUGGUGUAGAACCCGAUUUGUGGUUACUUGAUUCUGAGGAAAUGAUGGAACUUAAAGUGCACGGUAUAUUUGAAAGUAGAAGUUUUCAUAGUUGUCCUUAUCGCAAUUACAAACAAUCCGCCUUGACGACUUUAGAAAGAGAGAAUGUAUCAUUUCCUAAUGUCCCAAUACGAGUUUAGUUAUAUAUAGAUUGAGUCAUAAUACUUGUUUCAAAAAUAUUAGAUCAAAGAGCUUAAAAGAGAAGCUGAAAAUGUUUGGAGACCUUUGAUAAAAAGUUAGGUGAACGUUCAAAUGACAAAAACUCAAAAGAAGAAAAUAAAGAAUCAUUGGUUCAAUUUUAUCAGGCAUGAGAUUGUAGUGCAUUGAAAGAACUUUCCUUAGGCUCUAAAGAGAUAUGUUCAAUUGGGUACACAGUUGUAUGAAAUGUUCCAAUGCGACAGAAUUUUAAGAGAACUUGGUUAGUAUGAUUCUUUCCUUCUUUUCUUUCUUUUCCUUCUAUGUUUGCCUCCAUCAAAUAAAAAUUUAAUAGAUACUGUUUUGAUCUUGUAGAUUUGAAGGCUCGAAGUGUAGAUGGUUGUGUGAACUCAACGGAGUUUCGCUGUCGGAUCAGUGUUCCAGCAAAGGCAGUGAUCUAUUUUUUUGAGCAUUUUUUCCAAAGGACAGGCCUUAAUGGAAUCAUAAAAUACAAGAGAAGCAGCACUAUAGUUUCGGAAGCUUCGGAGUGGUUGAUGCACGAAAUUAUACUUUGUUUAGAGGUAAGGAAGUUACCAGCCAUCCCGGAGUUCAGGAAAGGUGUGGUGCCUAUGAUACUAUCGAAUGAGUUUCAAAGAUUUAGGGGGAUGGUUUUCCUGAAGAGUCGGAGGAUAGUGUUUGUGUAUACUUCGGAGAUGCCUUCAAGGGAUUAAAGUUAUGGAGGAAAAGGAAGAUGGAAGAUGUCUUGACCCUUGAUGAUUAAACAGCACUGGAUGGCAAGAAGAAGUAAAAAAAGGAGGAGGAUGUCAUUGACUUUGAUGAUCAGGCAGCACCGGAUGACAAGAGAGAGAAGGGGAAGAUUGAGGAUGUCUUGAUGAUCAAUCAAACACUGGAUGACAAGAAGGAGAAGAUGGAUAAUGUCUCGGGCCUUGAUUAUCAAGCAGCAUCAUUUUCUUCUCCUUGCCAUCCCGUGCUGCUUGAUCAUCAAGAGCCAAGACAUCCUCAAUCUUCCCCUUCUUUCUCUUGUCAUCUGGUGCCGCCUGAUCAUUAAGGUUAAUGACAUUCUCCAUCCUCCUUUAUUCUUCUUCUUGCCAUCCGGUGCUGCUUGAUCAUCAAUGGUCAAGACAUUCUCCAUCUUCCUUUUCUUUUUAAUAUUCUCCAUAACUUUAAUCCCCUUGAAGGCAUCUCUGAAGUAUUCACACAGACACUCUCCUCUGGCUCCUCGGGAAAACCAUCCCCCCUAAACCCUUAUACUCACUUGAUUCAUAGGCACCACAUCUUUCCCGAGUUCUGGGAUGGCUGGUAAGUUCCUUACCUCUAAACAAAGUAUAAUCUCGUGCAGCAACCACUCCAAAUCUAUAGUGAUGCUUCUCUUGCAUUUUAUGAUUGGACCGAUUCCAUUAAGGCGUGUCCUUUCUUGAAAAAAUGCUCUAAAAUAUGGAUCAAUGCCUUUGCUGGAACACCGAUCCGACAGGGAAACUCCGUUGAGUUCACACAACCCUCUACACUUCGAGCCUUCAAAUCUACAAGAUCAAAACAGUAUCUAUUAAAUUUUUAUUUGUUAAAGGAAAAUAUGGAUGACAAGGAGAAGAAGAAGAUGGAGGUUGUAUCAGCCGUUGAUGAUCAAGCAGCACCGGCUGUCUUAGCCCUUGAUGAUCUAGCAGGCAAGAAGAAAAAAAGAUGGAGGAUAUGUUAGGCCUUGAUGAUCAAGCAGCACCGGCUGUCUUAGCCCUUGAUGAUCAAGCUUGCAAAAAGAAGAAGAAGAUGGAGGAUGUCUCAGGCCUUGAUGAUCAAGCAGCAUCAGAUGGCAAGAAAAAGAAAAAGAAAUUGAAGGACGUUGACCCCCCAACUGUAUAGUGCUUACAACAAAAAGGUGCUAACAAUGUUAGUGGUAGCAGUGAAUGGCUUCAGUCAUGCAGCCAUACGUUAAUCUCAAUUUUUGUUUUUCAUGAUUUGUAAUGUUGUGAAGUCAUGACAAUGAACAAGCCACCAAUUUAAACGAAAUGAAGUUUGAGAAUUGGU
Cuscuta campestris is the source of this 2528-nucleotide messenger RNA. The record is from the annotation of a GenBank genome assembly. Lineage: Eukaryota; Viridiplantae; Streptophyta; Magnoliopsida; Solanales; Convolvulaceae.